Lucilia cuprina (Australian sheep blowfly) is the source of this 2936-nucleotide messenger RNA. RefSeq names its product transcription elongation factor B polypeptide 3 (gene EloA). The record is from RefSeq and is a predicted model, not a curated record. Gene Ontology annotation, biological process: transcription elongation by RNA polymerase II. Gene Ontology annotation, cellular component: nucleus; elongin complex. Lineage: Eukaryota; Metazoa; Arthropoda; Insecta; Diptera; Calliphoridae. Bases 457 to 2793 code for a protein of 778 amino acids. The transcript is spliced from 8 exons.
GUUAAUAUUUGUCGGCGCAGGGCUCUGGCUGCGACUUUCAUCGAGAAGUCGCAAUUUUUUGGAAAUAUCUAGUGAAAAAAUAAAUAAAAUCGGAAAAUUACUCAAUUUCUUAAGAAAAUGUAUAAAAAUAAUUAACAAAAGUUGAAACAAAUAAAAAAUUUGUGUCUAAAACGUUUAAAUACAUUUCGCAAACGCAUUAGUGACGUUUAACAAAAUUAAAGAGCAAAAUUUAUGGUGUCUCUUUGGAUGAAUUGCAGCACUAACACGCAUACACUACGUCGUUCGAGAAGAAAAGUCAUUGGACCUCAUAUGUAGAGUUUUUCCUUCAUUUUUUGGACGACACCACGAAAUUUUUGCACAUACAUACUUAUAUAUUAAAUAUAUAAAACAAUAAUUAACGCGUUUUAAUUAAGCAUAUUGCAUAUUCCAUAAAAGUUUAAUUAAAUUAAAGUAAUAAUGACCUCUAUAGUUGAAGUUAUACAACAUUAUCAACGUAGCAUUGAUAGCAGUCAAGACAAUGAGGCCAGGUUACUUCACUGUAUCAACAAACUCUACAAAUUGCCCAUUAAAGUCGAACAUCUGCAAGAGACUGGUGUAGGUAAAACUGUAAACUCAUUAAGAAAGUUUAAUGGCGAAAUAGGCGUUGCAGCUAAAACUCUGGUUACGAAAUGGAAAGCAAUGGUAGCGGCCGAAGAAGAACCCAUGGACACUACUUCACAGACAAACGAGAGUGAAACGCAUAACGGUUCUAAUGGUGAUGAUGGUGGUACAACACCACAUGACGAAGAAGAUGAAAAUCAUAAUCGAAAUAAUACCAGUCAGCAAUAUGAACACAGCAAGAAACAUCAUCGUAGUGAAGAAAAAAAAGACAAACACAAAGAUAGACACAAGGAUCGCAGUAGUAGCAGCAGUAAUGGACACAAGGAACAUAGCAAACAGUCUUCAUCUCAUAAUAGUGAAAAAUCAUCAAAAAACUCAAAUGAAAAUCAUAAAUCAUCAUCGUCUUCAAAAGAGAAAGAGAGUCAUCAUAAAAGCAGCAGUAGCAGUCAUAAGGAUAAGGAGAGAGAAAAAGAGAAGACCGAUCAGAAAAGUAGUAGAGAUAAAGAUAAGCAUAAAGAGCGAGAUCAUGAUAAGGACAAAGAACGUAGCGACAGAAAGCGUGAAGAAAAAUCAAAAGCGGAUAAAGAACACAAAUCGGAAUCACCCAGUAACACUCUUUCAUCUCAACACAAAAGUAGUAGUAAUUCAAGCAGUUCUAAAUCUAAGCAUGAGGACAAACACAGUCAAUCCUCGUCGAAGGAUAAAGAACGCUCGGAUAAACAUAAAAGUUCUUCAAAAGAUAAAGUACGAACAAAAGAUGAAAAGUCCUCAUCCCAAACAUCCUCUUCAAAAGAUAAAAAUGAACACAAAUCUUCUUCAACACCAUCUACCUCUAAAUCCUCAACCAAAGAUCCCGACAGUGCCGACCGAAAAAGACGUCACAAUUCUGAUAAUGACUCUAACGACUUUAAAUCUCCACAACCUAAAGUGGCAAAAGUACAUAAAUCAUCAUCGUCAUCCUCAACACUAGCCUCCAAAUCGGAAACUUCUCCACCUUUGCAGACGGCAGAAGAAGAUGCAGUAGAUGAUAGUUUUGAUUCGUCGAUGGGUGCUAAUUUCGAUGAUGUCUUGGGUAUGUUAAAUAUGCCGAUCAAAAAGAGCAAAAAGUCAACGAAAUCACCCUCUACACCCGCCAGCGGCAGUAGUACAGCUAAAAAGGAAACUACCACACCGCAUAGGCCAACAACAAGCAGCAGUAGUAGCAGUAGUAGUGGGAGUGCUGUUGCUAACAAAGUAAAUGGUACAAGAAUAGCAUUUACUUCCAAUUCCUCAUCAUCAUACUCAACGCCAAGUACUUCAAAAGCCAGUACAAUGAAACCGGAUUUGCUGGCACCAUCUGCAAAAUUAGAACCUUUAGAUCCUAGCAUUGCCUUAGAAUUGCCCACAAUAUCUACCAAUUAUAAGCCUAUGCCGCUUAAUCAAACUGUUAUGGAUUGUGUGUUUAAUAACUCUGCUGCCUCAUCCAGACCUGUGCGCACCCUAACCGAUGCGGAAGCUAUAACUCAUGGUAUUUCAUCAAAAACAAUGAGAACAAAAAUUUAUUCUGGUGUUCGCACUGGACAAACAUUUCAAGUACCCAGUCUAUUUGACAUGUGCAUAAGAAUAUUACAAAAGAAUAUUGAUGCAUUGGAGUACACGGGCGGUGUGCCUUUUGAAGUUCUUAAGCCGGUCUUGGAACGUGCUUCACCUCAACAGUUGUAUGUUUUCGAAGAAUAUAAUCCCUAUCUUAUGGAAGAUAGUGAUGUUUUAUGGCAACAACAUGUUUCACGUAACUAUCGUACAAAGAAACGACUUGAAAAUGAAUCGUGGAGAGAAAUGUACAUUCGUUGCCAAGAAGAAGACGAACGUAGACUAAGUGUUCUAAAGGAUUCUAUAAAAGCAUCACAAAAAAUAGCAGCAGCUCCCGUGCGAAAAACACAAUUGGCGUUCGUAGAUUCAAUGGUUAAGCCGCCACGUAAUAUUCAAAAAAGACAAGAACAAUUCGGAACAAAAUCUAAAAUGGUGGCCACACCAGCGGCACGUGUAGCCUCGCUAUCUAGCGUAACACCGAAUGCAGCUAAAACAGGAGAUCAAAGGCUUAGAGUGGCACCCACUGUUAGAGAUCAUGCUCAAGUCUCUUCAUCAAUACGUAACAAAAAAGCUCCACUUAUGCAAAAGACCCUACAAUUUAUAAGGGGUCGUCAUAAGCGUUAAAUAAUAUACGUUUUUAAAAUAAUCUUCUUUUAAGUCUCAUUUAUAUUAUAAACAUUAUAUAGACAUUUAUUUAAAACAAAACAAAUAGCAACUUGAUAAUUUAUUAAUAUUAAAAUAUUUAUAGCGUGAUAUUUGCCUAUUUU